UUCUCGGCCCCGCACUCACAAAACAAACAAAAAGUACGAAUAUUAUGCACUGUGGCUUUACAGGGACUUGACAACAGCGACCACCCGUAAUCUCCCUCAAAUCCAAUGUACCGACACUUCUCCGCAUUAUGGCCAAGAUUCUCGGGGAGGCGACUCCGGGUGUCAAUUCUCGUUUCGGCAGCGAAAGCAAUCACGGCGUCAGACUUGAACCCUGCUACUUUUUGGCGGUCCCUGCCGUUCUCAGGGGGACAACACCUAUAAAGUUUGAUCGCCUUGUUCUCGCUUAGAACGAGUCCUGAUGCUUUCCAUAGUACUUCGCGUUAUUUUAUGUGUAGGCUUAGCCCGUGCCACGACCAAUGGUCUAUGCGAUGAGCUGGGCUGCCAGCCUGACAUUCAAGUCGUCAUUGGGACCACCCGGUUCGUAGACCUUGUUUCAACCGGCCCACCAUUUCCAGAUCCUACUGGUGUCGCUGGUGCCUCAGUGGUGGGAGUGCAUCAGAAUAGUCAUGGGAUUGCUACAGUUACCUAUCAAGUUGCUGGGCAAACUACCCUUGUCGUCCCUCGUCCAACUCCUGCCGCUCCUGUACGGGCUGAAACUUCUUAUUACAUCGCAACGUCCACUGUUACCCGUGAUGGUAUCGUACGCCAUAUUUAACUUCGACGACAUCCAAUCCGUUUGCUUGUCCCUCUCC
Cantharellus anzutake is the source of this 692-nucleotide messenger RNA. RefSeq lists its product as uncharacterized. The coding region runs from base 299 to 655 and encodes 118 amino acids. The transcript has 4 exons. NCBI's taxonomy places the organism in Eukaryota, Fungi, Basidiomycota, Agaricomycetes, Cantharellales, Hydnaceae. The record is from RefSeq and is a predicted model, not a curated record.